Messenger RNA from Nannospalax galili (Upper Galilee mountains blind mole rat), 1454 nucleotides. RefSeq names its product probable G-protein coupled receptor 153. Gene Ontology annotation, biological process: G protein-coupled receptor signaling pathway. Gene Ontology annotation, cellular component: membrane. The transcript is spliced from 3 exons. Bases 325 to 1416 code for a protein of 363 amino acids. NCBI's taxonomy places the organism in Eukaryota, Metazoa, Chordata, Mammalia, Rodentia, Spalacidae. The record is from RefSeq and is a predicted model, not a curated record. Gene Ontology annotation, molecular function: G protein-coupled receptor activity.
GAAGAAAAAUGAGGGAAUGUGUACUUACUUGGACUCCUGUAUACAGUGCCCUGGGCCUCCCACCCAGUGAGUAGUGAGAUUCUUUUAAGGUACCAGCAUAGGAGCCUGGUGUACGCCCAGACCAGCUGGGUAGUGCUACGUGGGAGACUCCCAGCCCAGAGCCUCAAUGCUGUUGUCAGAGAUGUCAUUGAGCGUUCAUUGCCUGCCCCCAGCUGUUCGUGGUCCCUGGCCACACCAAGCCCCCACAUGUGAGGGCUACUGCUCUGCAACGAGGCCUGGCUCUGAGGAGGAUGCCGUGUCCACCCGCCAGCUCACGUCUGCACCAUGAGUGAUGAGCGGCCGCUGCCUGGCAGUGCAGUGGGCUGGCUGGCAUGUGGAGGUCUGUCUCUGCUGGCCAAUGCCUGGGGCAUCCUCAGUGUGGGUGCCAAGCAGAAGAAGUGGAAGCCUCUAGAGUUCCUGCUGUGCACACUCGCGGCCACCCACAUGCUCAACGUGGCGGUGCCCAUUGCCACCUACGCUGUGGUGCAGCUGCGUCGGCAGCACCCUGACUACGAGUGGAACGAGGGCCUCUGUAAGGUCUUUGUGUCCACCUUCUACACCCUCACCCUGGCCACCUGCUUCUCCGUCACUUCCCUUUCCUACCACCGCAUGUGGAUGGUCCGCUGGCCCGUCAACUACCGGCUGAGCAAUGCCAAGAAGCAAGCAGUGCACACCGUCAUGGGCAUCUGGAUGGUGUCCUUCAUCCUGUCGGCUCUUCCUGCCGUUGGCUGGCACGACACGAGUGAGCGUUUCUACACCCAUGGCUGCCGCUUCAUUGUGGCUGAGAUUGGCCUGGGCUUUGGCGUCUGCUUCUUGCUGCUGGUGGGUGGCAGUGUGGCCAUGGGAGUGGUCUGCACAGCCAUCACACUCUUCCAGACGCUGGCCAUGCAGGUUGGGCGCCGGGCCAACCACCACACCUUCACCGUACCCACCAUCGUGGUGGAGGAUGCACAGGGCAAGCGUCGUUCCUCCAUUGAUGGCUCGGAGCCCGCCAAAACCUCGCUGCAGAUCACAGGCCUGGUGGCCGCCAUUGUGAUCAUCUAUGACUGCCUCAUGGGCUUCCCUGUGCUGGUGGUGAGCUUCAGUAGCCUGCGGGCCGAUGCCUCAGCACCCUGGAUGGUGCUCUGUGUGCUGUGGUGCUCCGUGGCCCAGGCCCUCUUGCUACCUGUGUUCCUCUGGACAUGUGACCGCUACCGGGCUGACCUCAAGGCUGUCUGGGAGAAGUGCUUGGCCCUCAUGGCCAAUGAUGAAGAUUCUGACAAUGGCAAGGAUGACCUGAUAGUGGCCCCUGGGGAAGGCAGCACCUGGGCGAGGUCCCUGGGGUCAGCUGGAAAAGAGCUAUCUGGAGUGUCCCCCAAGACCAUGGCACUUAAGUGACCCUGUCCUCCUCUACCAGGCAUUCCUCCUCCCCUCCC